Molecule: messenger RNA, 1607 nt
Organism: Myripristis murdjan (pinecone soldierfish)
Lineage: Eukaryota; Metazoa; Chordata; Actinopteri; Holocentriformes; Holocentridae
Gene: ntpcr
Product: nucleoside-triphosphatase, cancer-related
Exons: 5
Coding region: 54-641 (195 amino acids)
Molecular function (GO): ATP hydrolysis activity
Source: RefSeq, a predicted model, not a curated record
UCGCGGUGUGUACGGAAGUGCUGCAGCGGCAUGGUCAGCCGUUCAGACUGAAAAUGUUGAAGCACGUUUUCCUGACGGGACCUCCAGGUGUGGGGAAAACCACGCUUGUCCAGAAGGCCUGUGAGGCUCUCGUCUCAUCGGGCGUGGGCGUCGAGGGUUUUUAUACAGAGGAGGUCAGGGGAGGAGGCCGGAGAGUCGGCUUUGAUGUUGUCACACUGACAGGAGAGAGGGGCCACCUGUCCCGAAUCAGAGACAUCGCCGGCGCGUCUCAUGGAGGACGGGAAUACACAGUUGGGCAGUACGUGGUUGAUUUACCUUCAUUUGAAAACCUGACCCUCCCCCUCUUCAGAAAUGUAGGGUCAGCUGCUGGGGGCAGUAGGAAGGUGUUUGUCAUUGAUGAGAUCGGGAAAAUGGAGCUCUUCAGCCAGUCGUUCAUCAGGGCAGUGAGACAGACUUUGGACAGUCCGGCCUGCACCGUCCUGGGCACCAUCCCCAUCCCCAAGGGUAAACCACUUGGCCUGGUGGAGGAGGUGCGAAGCAGGAGAGACGUCAAAGUCUUCACUGUGUCCAAAGAGAACAGAAAUGUCAUCUUGCAAGACAUUGUAUCAGCACUACAGGAGUGUCUAAAGGCCGCAACCUAAACAGGAGAAGGUUUUGUAUCAUUCAGGAGAAAACCUGCAAUCCCCAUGCAUCUUCAUAUUGAUAUUUUUUAAAAUUAUUUUUAUUUUAUUGCAUACACUGUACAUGAUGCAUACACUGUAUAUGUGCAAUGCAACAUUCACAUGCUUUUCGCAGCACAGUUGUAACCUAACCUGAGGGACAUUCACAUCAGCUGGGGGAUUUAGUGCAGUGUGUCACAUGCAUAAAUGUAUGCACACAACCUUUUUUUUUCUCAAAUACAACCUCAGAAUGGAUUGCAUGCUUAAUAAUUAAUUGUGAGUGAGAACACAGCAGAGGAAUUGGUUGGUUUGUAAAUAGAUAUUCUUUGCUCUUGAAAUCAAAGCCUGCUAGUUCUAAAAACUCCUCUUUAUUUGGCUGUUGUUCAUAAAAAUAUGAAAUUCCUACAGGCAUUUCACAUGCACCGGUGUAUAAUAUCAGCGUGUUCUCUAAGAUGAAUGGUGCGUCUCUUUUAAAGGCUCAGGCCGCACAAAAUGGUUCCUCUGGUCCCCCUUUUUCUUUGCAAUGUGAGCCUUCCAUGUAAGGGUCAUGUCAACCUGAGGAUGUGUUCAUGCAGUGAAAAUGAAUCAAUAUUUAACAAUGCAGGGGGCGGCAUGGCUCAGGAGGUAGAGCAGUUGUGCAGUCGUCUGCUAACCGUAUCCCUCAGUACCCAUGGCCGAAGUGCCCUUGAGCAAGGCGCUUAACACGCAAGUGCUCCAUGAUGGCGGCACAAGUGCAUCGGCUACUUCAGAUCCAAUUUACCACACACAGUUUUGUACCACCUGUAAUCUGUGUAAAUGGCUGAGGUGAUAUUAAAGUGAUUCUUCUCCUUCAACAAUAAUCAAUCUCCACAUGGUUUAGUCAUCAGCUAGUUUGGAAAAAAAAAAAAAACAUUGAUUGUCCUCCAUAUUUUUUCAAUUUUGAUGAUUUCAUGCAAGAAAGACUCUUCU